GCCACUCCUUUAGACUCUGGACGUGCGGAGACUGGGGACGCUCUCUCCGCCUUAUAAAAAGCGCCAGGGCAAGGCCGGCGGGACAGCCCGGGAGGCGGGUACCGGGCCUCGGUGGAGUCCGCGCCGACGCGCCGCGCCGCGCCGCGCCGCGCCCCCACCUGUUGCGGCGGCCGCGCUGCGCUCAGGGCGCGCCCGGCUCCCGGGGCGGCGCGGGGCCGGAGGCGCGGGGCCGGGGCCGCCCGGCUGCGGAGAUGGGCCGCUACUCCGGCAAGACGUGCCGGCUGCUCUUCAUGCUGGUGCUCACCGUCGCCUUCUUCGUGGCCGAGCUCGUCUCGGGCUACCUGGGCAACUCCAUCGCGCUGCUCUCCGACUCCUUCAACAUGCUCUCGGACCUGAUCUCGCUGUGCGUGGGCCUGAGCGCCGGCUACAUCGCCCGGCGCCCCACCGGUGGCCUCCGAGCCACCUACGGCUACGCCCGCGCCGAGGUGGUGGGCGCGCUGAGCAACGCCGUCUUCCUGACCGCGCUCUGCUUCACCAUCUUCGUGGAGGCCGUGCUGCGCCUGGCCCGGCCCGAGCGCAUCGACGACCCCGAGCUGGUGCUCAUCGUCGGCGCCCUGGGGCUGGCGGUCAACGUGGUGGGGCUGCUCAUCUUCCAGGACUGCGCCGCCUGGCUCGCCUGCUGCGGCCGGGGGCGCCGCCGCCGCCACCUGCAACGGCCGCAGCUGGCCGAGGCCGGCACCCGCGGCGCUUUCGGGGGGCCCCAGAGCGCUGAGGACCCGCGGCGCGCGGAGACCCCGACAGGGCCCGGCUCGGACUCGGCCGUGACCUUCCGGGGAGCCUCGGUCGAAAGGAAGCAGGAGAAGGGGGCGACCGUGUUCUCAAACGUAGCAGGUGAUUCCUUGAACACCCAGAAUGAGCCGGAAGAGAUGAUGAAAAAGGAGAAAAAAUCUGAAGCCCUGAAUAUCAGAGGUGUACUUCUGCAUGUGAUGGGAGAUGCCCUGGGGUCCGUGGUUGUGGUCAUCACGGCCAUCAUAUUCUAUGUGCUUCCCCUGAAGUCUGAGGACCCAUGUAACUGGCAGUGCUACAUUGACCCCAGCCUGACAGUAAUCAUGGUCAUCAUAAUUUUGUCAUCUGCCUUCCCACUCAUCAAGGAGACCGCUGCCAUUCUGCUGCAGAUGGUUCCCAAAGGAGUCAACAUGGAAGAGCUGAUGAGUAAACUCUCUGCUGUGCCCGGAAUUAGCAGUGUACAUGAAGUGCACAUCUGGGAACUUGUAAGUGGAAAGAUUAUUGCCACCCUGCACAUCAAGUAUCAGAAGGACAGGGGAUAUCAGGAUGCCAGCAUAAAAAUUCGAGAAAUCUUCCACAACGCCGGAAUCCACAAUGUGACCAUCCAGUUUGAAAAUGUGGACUUGAAGGAACCCCUGGAGGAGAAGGACUUAUUGUUGCUCUGCAACUCACCCUGCAUCUCUAAAGGCUGUGCUAAACAGCUGUGUUGUCCCCCUGGGGCACUGCCUCUGGCUCAUGUCAAUGGCUGUGCUGAGCACAAUGGCAGGCCCCCUUUAGACACAUACCGAAGUGAUGGCCUAAGUAGAAGAGACGCAACAGAAGUGGCCAUUGAAGUGUCUUUGGACGGCUAUCUGAGUGGCAACAGACAAGUUAUUAACAAAACUCAGGAGGACCAAUGUUAUGUCAACAGCACACAUUUUUAAUCUGGUACCCACAUAAUCAGACUGUAUAGACAAGGCACUUUGGAACCACUAACUUGGCUUGUGGAAGGAACUUUGUGGGUUGGACUAUAAUUGCACGCAGUGUGCACUUUUUGUGUUCACUUCGGGUUGGCCAUUUGAGAUUUUAGCUGAACAUGUGUGUUAAUUUUUGUAUGACUGAUAACCCCUUCCCAUUUCCCUGGGGUGUCUCAUGCUGCUCUUCAACAGUUUUAGCUUGAACAUGCAUUUCUAAAGCAAACUGUACUAGUGUAUAUAUCAGGGACAUUGGAGACUGGGACUCAAUGACUGUGGACACAGUAUUCAGAGAAGUUCUUUAUUUUAAACUGAUUAGAACUUCUAGCUAACUCUCAGGUGACCUUGUAGCCUAAAUACAUUGAAAAAAUGGAAUUACCAUGAUAGCUGUAUUUUUUCCAUUUGAAGAUCAUAAAUGAGGUAUUUCUUUUAUAGUAUUCAUGGCAGAGGUAUUCAUGGCAGAAUUAUCUUUUUAUUUGAUUCAUGUUUGUAUAAAUAUAAAGCAAACACUUGUUAAGGUAGAAGAUGUUCUCAAUACAUCAGAUGAGGUAGAGUUUAGUAGGGGAAGAAGAAGAGAAAAUGAUUUUUGAACAUCUCUUAAUUUUGUGAGCUGAGAGAAAACUAAUGUUUACUUUCUGCUGUGAACUAAAAUACAGCUAUAGCGUAUUUCAAAUGUUUAAAUAUAUAAUACAUUUUUUUCACUUGGAAGUGAGGGAGUUCCUUAACUUCCUUAAGUUUGACACACGUACUUAUAAACUGUCUUUUAGGGUCAAUAUAAUUGGAACUGUUUCAUUUAGUGCUUUGAUAAUGAUUUGCUUAUUUUUCAAAAUUUCUUUUGAGUCUUCAUUCAUAUGCUCACAUUGAUCUAAGCAGCAUUUACCAGAAAUACAAUGAGUAUUCCUGGGAUAAGAGAAUAUAUAACAUUGAGUGUUAAUUCUUGCCAAAUAAAUAAGCUAGACUGCCUUUUCUUUAAUUAGACACAUUUAAAAAUAUUUAUUAUAGCUGCCAACUAGUAUCUUGAUGGAAAAGUUGAUGUCUAAGGGAGAAAUGGUAAUUAAUUUAACUGUUGCCUUUAAUGUGUUUUUGAGGAACUUAGAACUUUCUUCUAUAUCUCUGACCAAUAUUAUCAAGUUAAAAUAAAUUUUUUAUAAUCCAGUUCAGACCCAUAACCAAA
Messenger RNA from Carlito syrichta (Philippine tarsier), 2913 nucleotides. RefSeq names its product solute carrier family 30 member 10 (gene SLC30A10). Lineage: Eukaryota; Metazoa; Chordata; Mammalia; Primates; Tarsiidae. Gene Ontology annotation, biological process: intracellular zinc ion homeostasis; detoxification of zinc ion; zinc ion transmembrane transport. Gene Ontology annotation, molecular function: zinc ion transmembrane transporter activity. The coding region runs from base 252 to 1709 and encodes 485 amino acids. The record is from RefSeq and is a predicted model, not a curated record. The transcript is spliced from 4 exons. Gene Ontology annotation, cellular component: membrane.